Messenger RNA from Sipha flava (yellow sugarcane aphid), 1220 nucleotides. RefSeq names its product THO complex subunit 3 (gene tex). NCBI's taxonomy places the organism in Eukaryota, Metazoa, Arthropoda, Insecta, Hemiptera, Aphididae. Bases 195 to 1172 code for a protein of 325 amino acids. The transcript is spliced from 6 exons. Gene Ontology annotation, biological process: mRNA export from nucleus. The record is from RefSeq and is a predicted model, not a curated record. Gene Ontology annotation, molecular function: protein binding. Gene Ontology annotation, cellular component: THO complex part of transcription export complex.
CAUACACCUAUUUGAUUCGGAAAUCUGAAUUAUAGUGAAUUCUACAUAGGUAUAUCUUGAUUAACUUUUUGCGCUUUUAGUUUAACUAUUAAAAAAAAUGUAUUUCUUCGGUAUAUUUUUGUGAUCCCUUGAGUUUCGGUUAAUUUUAAUUGUGUAAAUCAGAAAUAUUUAUUAAUUGAUGAAUAGCGUUUAUAAUGAGUUAUUGGAAAAAUUUUAACGUCGAUGCAAACGAAUUGAAAGAUUAUUUCAAAUCGCACAAAUCUGUCAAAGAAUUCCAAGCGCAUUCGUCGAAAGUGCAUUCCGUUGGUUGGAGUUGUGACGGUAAACGUCUAGCAUCGUGUUCGUUCGAUAAGUCAGUGGCCACAUUUACUUUGGAUAAAGAACGUCUGAACAAAGAAUAUACUUAUAAAGGCCACAGUGGUAGUGUGGAUCAGUUAUGCUGGCAUAAGUUUAAUCCCGAUUUACUCAGUACAGCUAGUGGUGAUAAAACAGUAAAAGUAUGGGAUGUGAGACAUCAAAAGUGUUCCAAUACUAUUUUAACCAAAGGAGAAAAUAUUAAUAUCACUUGGUCUCCUGAUGGUCAUACAAUUGCUGUUGGUAACAAGGAAGACUUGAUAACUUUUAUUGAUAUGCGUAUCCUAAAACCAAUUAGUGAGCAACAGUUUAACUUUGAAGUGAACGAAAUGUCAUGGAACAAUGAAAAUGAUUUGUUUUUUUUGACAAAUGGCUUAGGAUGUGUUUAUGUAUUGAGUUUUCCAGACUUGAUUCAGCGACAUGUAGUUAAGGCUCAUCCAGGUACAUGUAUUUGUAUAGAAUUUGCUCCAAGUGGUCAUUAUUUUGCUGUAGGUUCAGCAGAUGCUUCUGUCUCUUUAUGGGACCUUGAGAAUUUAGCUUGUGUACAAACAUACAACAGAUUAGAUUGGCCAGUUCGAGCUUUAAGUUUUUCUUAUGAUGGUAAAAUGUUAGCUUCAGGCAGUGAAGAUUUGUAUGUAGACAUUGCAGAUGUUACAACAGGAGAAAAAAUUACUGAUAUCCCAAUUGAAGCAGCAACAUUCACAGUGGCGUGGCAUCCAAAACAGUAUUUAUUGGCAUUUGCAUGUGAUGAUAAAGAGCAAUUUGAUAGAAAAAGAGAUACUGGAAAUCUAAAAGUUUAUGGAUUUACUUCUGAUUAAUAUGUUAAAACCAUACAAUGUGACAAUUAAAUUUUUAUUUUAUGCUAA